AUGAAUACCAUACGAUUCGCCGCGCGACGGCCUGUAUUCCGCUGCCUUAACACGCCUACGCCGCUCCGCUCCAACCCCCAAUUCCGCCAGAACACGCGCUCAAGCAGAGCAGACUUUGAGGCCAUACUCAAGCAAGGCGCCCGCCCCAAGGUCCCUCGCCCAGAUGAGGACUUUGUUUCCGUACAUCGCGCCGAGGCCAUGCGCCGUGCUGCAUUGCUGAAGAGGCGGAAUUGGCUUGCUCUUGGUGCUGCCCUCUCCAUGAUUGCACCCAUCUUCCUCGUCCGAUUAUGGGACGUACCACCACUAGAAGAGAAAGAUGAGAACCCAAGUCGAGGUUUCGUAGACAUGGUCAUGGGCCCACCUACCAAGAACGACGCACCUCGCAAAGCAGCCGAAGAAUUCCAGGGCAAAAAGGUCGUCAUAGCAGCAGGCGACAAAGUCAUCGCAACACCAGGCGACACCGACAACCCGCAAGCCUCGGACCCCGAUGCCAUCGAGCUCGUCGAGACAGGCACUUCCUACGUUCCCUACUUCCCGCGCACUAUCCGUCUCCCCACCGACACGUCGGGCCCCGAAGCCAUUACUACCGACGCAGAAUACACACUCCUCGGUCUGGGCAUCAGGAAAGUCUCUUUCCUUCGCGUACAAGUCUACGUCGUGGGUCUCUACGUCAAAACAGCCGAUCUAUCCACUCUCCAAAACCACCUCAUUAACACCGUGAACCCCACCGCGUCCGCCCUGAUCCCAAACGAAAAGAAAGACCUCCGCGAAUCUCUCCUCGACCCAGAAAAGAGCAACAAGAUCUGGGAAGCCAUCUUAGCCAAGAACGGAAUGGAUGGUGUCGACAUGGCAUUCCGCGUCGUACCCUGCCGCGGCACAGAUUUCAAGCAUUUGCAGGAUGGCUGGAUGCGUGGAAUCGCCUCCCGAACCGACGAGGUACGCCGCAAGCAGGCCGAAUUGAUCAGACAACAAGCCGCAGAGAACAAAUCUAUUUCUCUCCCCAAACCUGUCGAAGAAGGCGAGUUCCAAGACGAAUCUUUCGGCCUCGCGAUGAAGGAAUUUAGGAACCUUUUCCAGGGCAAGGGCAAAGCACCAAAAGGCAGUGUCAUCAUCUUGACACGGAAUAAGAGUGGGCAUCUAGGUGCGCUGUAUCAGCCUAUCGUGAAGGCAGCGGAUAGUAAGCAGGAGGUCAUGGGCAAGUCGAGUUGGCUGGGCGAGGUUAGGGAUGAGAGGGUUGGGAGACUGGUCUGGUUGCUGUACUUGGGGGGUCAGAAUGUUAGUAGUGAGCCGGCGAGGCAGAGUAUCGUAGAUGGGUGUAUCGAUAUUGUUGAGAGGCCUGUGGGCACGUUGGAGACUAUGGUACAUUAG
Messenger RNA from Alternaria atra, 1368 nucleotides. RefSeq lists its product as uncharacterized. Gene Ontology annotation, molecular function: intramolecular lyase activity. Bases 1 to 1368 code for a protein of 455 amino acids. The record is from RefSeq and is a predicted model, not a curated record. Lineage: Eukaryota; Fungi; Ascomycota; Dothideomycetes; Pleosporales; Pleosporaceae. The transcript has a single exon.